AUUAUAUUAAAUGUUCAUUAUAUUCAUUUAAGUUGGUCAGAUUCCGAAAUUUUUAUUUUCAGUAUAAUAUUCAAACAAGUUUCGUAGAUUUUACCGCAAGAGACUACGAAUAUUUCUAAAUUAAAACUUUACAAGUUCACGCAAUAAUUUAUGUUUUGAUUGUUAUGCUGCGUUCACACGAGACGUGAAUCACGAGUGAAUCACGAGAUAGCCCCACGACCUAAGCAUGAUAGAAUCAAACAAUGUUUGAUUUUCAGUGGUGAAAUACGAACGAAGGUGGCGUGGCGUUCACUAAAAGAGAUAUAAUAUUAUGAAGACUUUAAGAAAAAAUAUUUUCAUGAAAUUGAAUAUGGCACAGUAUCAACUAUAUUCGUCCGCUAAUGAAUCAUCAACCGUGGCUCGUUGUCCAAUUGAUUGUCUAAUUCCUGAGUAUGGUCCUGAAGCCCCACAACCGUCAUACAAUCAAAACAGUGCUAUCCCGUUUACAAUUGAUUAUUCAUAUUUCAUCAACGAUAUUUCUUCCAAACGACAGCCGUCUCAACUUCGAGAAAUAACGAGGGUGCUAGAGAAACUACCACCAAACAGCAUAAAAUUCGGUGUCGGUGUACCAAAUGUACUAACAUUUCCAUUCAAGAAGAUUAGCGUGGAAAUAAUUACCGGCGAGAAUAUUAAACUUCAAGGUCAAGAACUAUCUGAUGCCUUGCAAUAUCUGCCUUCGGUUGGAUAUCGGCCUUUGAUAAAGAUAUUGGAAGAAAUGCAAGACAGGUUUCAUGGACCUCAGUAUUGGAAUAAAAGAAGUAUUAUGAUGACAUCUGGCGCACAAGAAGGAUUAUCCAAGGCCGUGGACAUGUGCAUGCGUUGCAACGACUCAGUGAUUAUGCCUGAUCCUGUAUAUACAGGAGCCGUUGACUUGUUCAGACCAUAUGAUGCUGAGAUCAUACCGAUUGUACAAGAUUCUUGUGGUAUAGUCGUGGAAGAAAUUGAGAAAGUUUUAUCUAAAAGAAAAAGAAAAAUGAUGCCGAUACCCAAAGUAAGCCACUACAAUAUAUAUAUUAAUGUACAUGUGUAUUAUGGCCCUUUGACCCCGGAUCGUUACAUUCGCUGAUCACUUUACAACCCC
Messenger RNA from Acyrthosiphon pisum (pea aphid), 1120 nucleotides. RefSeq names its product kynurenine/alpha-aminoadipate aminotransferase, mitochondrial. The transcript is spliced from 6 exons. The record is from RefSeq and is a predicted model, not a curated record. Gene Ontology annotation, biological process: biosynthetic process. Lineage: Eukaryota; Metazoa; Arthropoda; Insecta; Hemiptera; Aphididae. Bases 311 to 1105 code for a protein of 264 amino acids. Gene Ontology annotation, molecular function: pyridoxal phosphate binding; L-kynurenine:2-oxoglutarate transaminase activity.